This is a messenger RNA of Ciona intestinalis (vase tunicate), 3387 nucleotides long. The record is from RefSeq and is a predicted model, not a curated record. NCBI's taxonomy places the organism in Eukaryota, Metazoa, Chordata, Ascidiacea, Phlebobranchia, Cionidae.
AUUACAGGUGGUACAAUAACUAAAGUAACAUUACCUGUGGCUUGAAUUUGUACAGCGAUGGUGGAUUUACCGUCUCAAGUUGGAGAUAUGUGGCUCUGGUUCUCCAAAGACAACAUCCUAACUUUAGCCGUCAGUUCAACUGCAUUGCUGGCUUCUAUAGUCCAGUUUCUAUACACGCAAGCCAAGAACAGGAAGGACUCGUGUGUUAUACUACGAAGAGAGGAAAAAGAACUGAACGGUUCGAUACGAAUGAUCCACGUCUUUAUGUUUCUCAUCCUCAUAAUAUCCGUCAUAACAACUGCUGCAGCUCAACUUGCUUGUUACAUUAUUGAGGAAUCGUUUCUUCCAUUGAUCGGUUUGGUCUUACAGUGCAUUGCAAUGAUCGAGACACAGUGCGUACUAGCGGAAAGUUUUCUAAAUCUAAACACCCGCAAGAAGGCGUGCACGAGCAAGACAUUUAUCCGCGGAAAGACGAUUUUGUUCACUAUUGGCAUACCCGCAGUGAUAACGAUGCCGUUAAACUUUGCAUUGAACUUCUACCUUCACACCCAAGUCCCUGCAACUCAUAUUCCAAAUCUACUGACAAAUAACUUGACCGAUGCUUCAUCCAGUUUCACACUUUCGUUCAUCAGUGGUAACUUCGAUAACGAAGGUUUAAACCCAGAAGGAAUUGUGGGAGAAGAUAACGUAGCGAAUACUGAAGUAAUAAAACACACGGUGCACGAUGAUAACAGCGAUAUAUUCCCAUCUAUAUUUGCACAAAAGGAACAAUCCUUCUGUUGGAUGACGUGGCCAUCUACAUCAUUAACUGUGACGUUUGCAGUCGCCGCAUGGGGGUGCACGAGCACAAUGAUAAUAGCUGUGAUUGAAUUGCUGGUUUUAAGAGCAGCGGAACGUAAAGGGCAAUUGGUGUCGCUGGAGGAAUGGUUUGCUUUGAUCUCACGCCCUAUUUUCUCUGUCCUCAUAUGUUUGAAGUGGUUGGCAAUAACCUCCCAAUGGUACAGCCACUCGUGCGUAUACAGUGUAUACGUUUCCUGGCUUUUAACCCCUGCUCUACUUCAUACAAUAACCGGCCCGAAAAGAUCCCGGAUUUACGGACAUAUCAUUGGGAAGCCUCGAACUCGUAAGAACAAAACGACUCGUCCUAGACAAGACAUUAGUGACAAUUACACGAGAAACGGGAUAGGAUAUACAAGUCUGAACUCCCCCGAUCAAGGAAACAUGAUUCAGGUCCACGAACCGUCUCGCAGUCACGUGCAAGGUGACGUCAUUAUCAAUCAACGCUUGAGUGAUUUUGUAAGGGAACGUUUUGACGCAACUUCGAGUGAGAAGAAUCGGCUUUCAAACAUGUUUGGUGAAGGUUCAAAGAGUUUCCAAAACGAUGAAGUUAAAGGAAUGCAACUCACUAAAAUCAACGAAAUAAAAACCGACUUCACUGAGGACGAUCAAGGUAUGGGCCAUUCCCCUAAGCCUGUCAAGUAUGAUGAAGAAACUGAGUAUGGUAUAAUUCAACCCAACCACGCCGACGAACCCGACUUAGAUUUGAGCAAGUGCGACAUUACAACAGAGAAUCGAACUUCUGUGUUCGAUGACAGUGACUAUGACGAAGUUCUCGAUUUCAUGACGUCACCGAAAGAUGGCGAUACAGAGGCAGCCGUAGGCGGAUCCAAAGAGAUCAACCUUCAGAACGAAUCUUCCUCCAAGAGAUCAUCCGCAUCAUCUACGUCAGACUCCGUGACGUCAGCAACCUCCGGAAACUCAACCUCCGGGAUCGAGAGCGGGGAGGAGAAGGCGACAAACCCGAAAUAUGCAAACCUUGAUAUCGCGAAAAUUCUCCACACCCGUAAACGGAUCCACAGGACCUUAUACACACCGCCAGAAGUCAAGGAUUUACCAAAAGAAGAAACACAGACCAACGCCACUGUUGGCAAAAAGAAGGGCAAUGGCGUAUUAAAACGCCACACACAUUAUGGGACAGUCGGUCGUCGUAGUAAAGCUCAGUCAUCCAGCCAGACACGUCACUCUAGCUGCUCUCGACCGUCAUCUACCGGCGAGAACGACUACCUCGACCUGGGCGGUGUUACAGCCGGUGAUUACGCAACAUUCGACCCGGUCCGUGCUCGCAGACAAACCACUUGCAUCACCAACACAGAAGAUAGUUGGUUCACUCUGGAUUCCCGGAAGAGCAGAAUACGUUCACGGGAAUCAGACUCAGAAGGGAGCGACUCAAAUCGAAAUUCUCUUGGAACUGAUCAAAACAGAUGGAGCAGAAUAAGCAGCAAUUCACAAAACAGUGACAAGACUUUACUAUCCCCCCACAAAGGACCAUGGAAGGCAUUCCGUAAGUUUGUUAACAACGGAACUUCACCAAGAACUCAGUCUCACGAAGAAAAGAAAGCAACCAUCAGACUCGUAAACGGAAACCUAAACAACAAUAAUAACAAUACCGAACUUGAUACUUUGAACAAACCGAACUCAAGACUUUCUUGUAUCGAAGUUGGGAAAGUACCCACCAGAGCUGAGGCAGGAGAACAAAUUACGAAACAAUCGAGUUACAGUUGUGUAACGUCCGGAGAGAUGGACGCCAAUGCCGAAUAUUCAUACUCGCCCACAUUGUCAACUCCGGAACACAGAAGCAACUCUCUAAUGAGAAGGUUAUCACGAAAAUCAACAUCCAGAGGAAGGAAGGCGAGAAGAUCAAGUCUUCCGACCCAGAGCGCAUGGGAUGUAAGGAGUGGUAACUGGAGGGAAAGUUCCAAGUCUGAUCCAACGACGUCAUCUUUGGAUUUGAGUGACUCUCAGAGCGAACGUUCAGAAGUCGAAACCAAAGUUAUGGCUUCGUUGGAACGAACAGCUCGAAGCAGCAGCGUGAAGGCUAAGCCUGUAUCGUCAAAACCGAGCCUUAAGAAACGCUUAAUGUCUUUCACAAAGAAAAGAUCGCCUUCUCAAAGUCGCAAUUCCGUUGACGGUAAAACGAAGUCUGAAUCCUCAGACGGUCGACAAAUGAACAAAGCUUUGAGUUAUUCGUCUCCCCAGCUAUCUGUUUUCGCUGUAAACGGGAAGGACCGUAACAAGCUUCAGUUUUAAUCAGAUUUCCAAGUGUCGUUUUUUUAAUAUUUCGUGCAGUUAUUUAUUCACAUUACAUAUUUGUCUGCAUCUCUUUUCUAUGUGAAUAAGACAUUGAGGUUAUUGAAGGUAUAUGUUGUAAGCUGCAUAAAAAAGAACGUAUUCUGUCUCAAUAUCUCAUGCUUCGUGGUACAAGAAGCUCCUUGUUAACUUCUAAUCUUUCUAUACCUUUCCUCUAACUUGCCUCGGCAAGUUUUUUAUGUUCCGUGGGCUACGCAUCAUUUUACUGCGUAUUAAAUAAAAGUAAAACACCACAUGUCA